Messenger RNA from Cuscuta epithymum, 1208 nucleotides. NCBI's taxonomy places the organism in Eukaryota, Viridiplantae, Streptophyta, Magnoliopsida, Solanales, Convolvulaceae. The record is from the annotation of a GenBank genome assembly.
GAAAAACGAGAUGGUAAAGAUUACUCCGCCCUAGAUUAGCUAGGGCAAUAGCUUUGAUGUUCGUUCUUUUAUACGGAUAUGAAGCUAGUAGAACAAUAGAUAUGCAUCAGACUCAAAGCCACACUUUGAUGCAUGGUAUAUCAUGGCAAACAUAAGCAAAAGAGAAUUUGACGUUUUUGAUCUGUCCGGGCAAAAAUACCUUGAAUGGAAAGUUGAUGCUCUGGCACAUCUUAAGGCUAAUGGCUUAGAAGAAAUAAUUGAAACCAAUAAUCUAUCAUCUUCCCAAGAUAAAGCGAAAGCUAUCAUUUUCCUCCGUCACCACCUCCAUGAAAGUCUCAAAUCUGAAUAUCUUUUGGUUGAUGAUCCAAAAGAAUUAUGGGACAAUUUACAAGAGAGGUAUGGCCACCAACAAAAGGUACUUUUGCCAAAGGCUCAGUAUGACUGGAUCAAUUUAAGAUUCCAGGGUUUUAAAUCAAUCAGUGACUAUAAUUCUGUUAUGUUCCAAAUAACAUCUAAACUAAAGUUAUGCGGACAAAAGGUCACUGAUGCUGAUAUGUUGGAGAAAACCUUUUCUACAAUGCAUAUUUCUAAUAUGCUACUACAACAACAAUAUAGAGAAAAGGGUUUUAAAAAAUACUUCGACUUAAUAUCAAUAUUAUUGGUAGCUGAGCAAAAUAAUGACCUUUUGAUGAAAAAUCAUAAUCUGAGACCCACUGGUUCUAGUCCUUCAGUUUAUGGUCCAUCUGGCCAUAAUUUAGCCACUGAAACAAAUGCAACACACAGUGGCAGUAGAAGGCAUUUUAAACGUGGGCAUUUUAAUGUUCAUAAAAACAAGUCACACCGAGAAUACAAACAGGUCGAAAGACCAAAUUACAAGGGCAAGGGCAAACAAAAAGCCCAUCAAAUAAAUCGCCCUCCAAAAUCCUCGGGAAAGUCGACUUGUUAUAAAUGUGGCAUGACGGGGCAUUGGGCUAAUAAAUGUCGCACGGCUAAACAUCUGGUGGAGUUAUUUCAAGCUUCCAUGAAUCUGAACAAAGGCAAAAGUGUGGAAGCUAAUUAUGUUAAUGACACAACUCCACCUCUGCCAAAAUUUGACGUGUCCGAUUUCUUCGUGGAUGAUGCCAUUAUGGACGAUGCUUUUGCCACUAAUCUAAAUGACACAAAAUAAAUUAUAGGACUUUCAUGUUGUAAAUUAUGUAUUUUUCUUU